Molecule: messenger RNA, 393 nt
Organism: Budorcas taxicolor (takin)
Lineage: Eukaryota; Metazoa; Chordata; Mammalia; Artiodactyla; Bovidae
Product: histone H2A type 1-B
Exons: 1
Coding region: 1-393 (130 amino acids)
Cellular component (GO): nucleosome
Molecular function (GO): DNA binding; protein heterodimerization activity; structural constituent of chromatin
Source: RefSeq, a predicted model, not a curated record
AUGUCUGGGCGCGGAAAGCAAGGAGGGAAAGCCCGUGCCAAGGCGAAGACCCGCUCUUCGCGGGCCGGACUUCAGUUCCCUGUGGGCCGAGUUCACCGGCUGCUUCGCAAGGGUAACUACUCCGAGCGGGUCGGUGCCGGGGCCCCGGUGUACUUGGCGGCGGUGCUGGAGUACCUGACCGCCGAGAUUCUGGAGCUGGCGGGCAACGCGGCCCGGGACAACAAGAAAACCCGUAUUAUCCCGCGUCACCUACAGCUAGCCAUCCGCAACGACGAGGAGCUCAACAAGCUGCUGGGUCGUGUAACCAUCGCUCAGGGGGGUGUCCUGCCCAACAUCCAGGCGGUGCUGCUGCCCAAGAAGACUGAGAGCCAUCACAAGGCCAAGGGCAAGUGA